AUGGCUGACGACCCCGAAUACAACGCCGAGGAGGCUGCCGAGCUCAAGAAGAGAAGAGCGUUCCGCAAGUUCCAGUAUCGCGGAAUCGACCUCGAGGCUCUCCUUGACCUCGACUCUGAGCAGCUCCGCGAUGUCGUCCACGCCCGUGCCCGCCGGCGCAUCAACCGCGGUCUCAAGCGCCGCCCCAUGGGCUUGAUCAAGAAGCUCCGCAAGGCCAAGCAGGAGGCCAAGCCCAACGAGAAGCCCGACCUCGUCAAGACCCACCUCCGUGACAUGAUUGUCGUCCCCGAGAUGAUCGGCUCCGUCAUUGGCAUCUACUCCGGCAAGGAGUUCAACACCGUCGAGAUCAAGCCCGAGAUGGUUGGUCACUACCUUGCUGAAUUCUCCAUCUCUUACCGCCCCGUCAAGCACGGAAGACCCGGUAUCGGUGCCACGCACUCUUCUCGUUUCAUCCCCCUGAAGUACUUCGAGGCUUAUCACUUGUACGAUACCACUGAGGGCACCAGCAUGGACAGUGAUCAUCUGUAA
Colletotrichum lupini is the source of this 528-nucleotide messenger RNA. Its product is annotated as 40S ribosomal protein S15. The record is from RefSeq and is a predicted model, not a curated record. Gene Ontology annotation, biological process: ribosomal small subunit assembly; translation. Gene Ontology annotation, molecular function: RNA binding; structural constituent of ribosome. The transcript is spliced from 5 exons. Bases 1 to 528 code for a protein of 175 amino acids. Gene Ontology annotation, cellular component: cytosolic small ribosomal subunit; ribosome. NCBI's taxonomy places the organism in Eukaryota, Fungi, Ascomycota, Sordariomycetes, Glomerellales, Glomerellaceae.